Molecule: messenger RNA, 5140 nt
Organism: Electrophorus electricus (electric eel)
Lineage: Eukaryota; Metazoa; Chordata; Actinopteri; Gymnotiformes; Gymnotidae
Source: RefSeq, a predicted model, not a curated record
GCCGCUGAACCUUCAGGGUUGGCUAUCGAUCUACGCACUGCGCCGGAGAGGGCAACUUUGCGUGUGUGCAAAUGAAUGCAGCAGCGUCGCUGGCUCGGUUCGUCAUCUGACGAUCUGAGCGACUUGCCAUAGAAUUUGGACGGAGAAGGGAAAGCCGCAAAACUGCAGGCGCAGGAGAGACCCCCACCGCUCCAUUAGCGCUCCGCUCCUUCGCUACUGAUGUUCCGAUUCGAGUCGCUCCUUUCGGUCGAGGACGCGCUUUAGCAAUGAUCGCGCUGCAGGACGCCCGACCCAUUACUUCAUAAGCUUUUGUCCACGUUUCUAAAUAUCUUAGUAUUUUUUUUUUAUAAAGAUCACAGUUGUGGGAUUUAUCUGGCGUUUUAAGACAAAAGGAAUACAAUGCCGGACCAGAUUACCGUGGCGGAGUUCGUGGCCGAGACGAAUGAAGAUUAUAAAUCGCCCACUGCCUCAAACUUUACCACACGGAUGGCUCACUGCAGGAAUACUGUUACUGCUUUGGAGGAGGCUCUGGAUGUAGAUCGCAGUGUCCUGUACAAAAUGAAGAAGUCGGUCAAGGCCAUUUACACCUCUGGUCUAGCUCAUGUGGAGAACGAAGAGCAGUACACUCAGGCGCUGGAGAAGUUCGGCGAGAACUGCGUGUACCGAGACGACCCGGACCUUGGCUCUGCCUUCCUCAAAUUCUCCGUCUUCACCAAGGAGCUCACCGCCCUCUUCAAGAACUUGUUUCAGAACAUGAAUAACAUCAUCACCUUCCCAUUGGACAGUCUGCUGAAGGGAGACCUUAAAGGGGUGAAGGGGGAUCUGAAAAAACCUUUCGAUAAAGCCUGGAAAGACUACGAGACCAAAGUCACCAAGAUCGAGAAGGAGAAGAAGGAGCACGCCCGGCAACAUGGAAUGAUCCGGACGGAGAUCAGUGGGGCAGAGAUAGCGGAGGAGAUGGAGAAGGAGAGGCGCUUCUUUCAGCUUCAGAUGUGCGAGUACCUUCUCAAAGUAAAUGAGAUUAAGGUCAAGAAAGGCGUGGACCUGCUGCAAAACCUCAUCAAGUAUUUCCAUGCACAGUGCAAUUUCUUCCAGGAUGGCCUGAAGGCAGUAGACAACCUCAAGCCUUCCAUUGAAAAGCUGGCCACGGACUUGCACACGAUCAAGCAAGCUCAGGACGAGGAGCGCAGGCAGCUCACACAGCUACGGGACGUGCUGAAGACGGCUCUGCAAGUGGAGCAGAAGGAGUCUAGGAGAGAUUCACAGGUGCGUCAGAGCGCCACCUACAGUUUGCACCAGCCCCAAGGGAACAAAGAGCAUGGUACCGAGCGCAGCGGGAAUCUGUACAAGAAAAGCGAUGGGCUGCGGAAAGUUUGGCAGAAGAGGAAGUGCACGGUGAAGAACGGGUACCUGACCAUCUCCCACGGCACGGCAAACAGAGCACCAGCCAAGCUCAACCUUCUGACCUGUCAGGUGAAGCACAACCCAGAGGAGAAGAAAAGUUUCGACCUCAUCUCGCAUGACCGAACGUAUCACUUUCAGGCAGAAGAUGAGCCAGAAUGCCAAAUCUGGAUCUCGGUGCUGCAGAACAGCAAGGAGGAAGCACUCAACAACGCCUUCAAGGGCGACCAGCACGUGGGCGAGAACAACAUUGUGCAGGAGCUGACCAAGGCCAUCCUGGGCGAGGUCAAGCGGAUGGCGGGCAACGACGUCUGCUGCGACUGUGGCGCUCCAGGUCCCACAUGGCUCUCUACCAACCUAGGAAUCCUGACCUGCAUAGAAUGUUCCGGAAUCCACCGGGAGCUGGGAGUCCACUACUCCCGAAUCCAGUCCCUCACCCUGGAUGUCCUGAGCACAUCAGAGCUCUUGCUGGCCAAGAACGUGGGAAACGCUGGCUUCAAUGAGAUCAUGGAGGCCAGCCUGAGCACAGAAGAUGCAGUCAAACCAAAUCCAGCCAGUGACAUGCAGGCGAGGAAAGACUUCAUCACGGCCAAGUACACGGAGAAGCGCUUCGCCCGUAAAGUGAGCCCCGACACCACCUCCAGGCUGCGCACGCUGUGUGACGCAGUGAAGGCUCGCGACAUCUUCUCCCUCAUCCAAGUCUACGCUGAGGGAGUGGACCUGAUGGAGCCCAUUUCUCUGGCCAAUGGGCAUGAGCAGGGUGAGACGGCGCUGCACCUGGCCGUGCGGCUGGUGGACAGGACCUCGCUGCACAUCGUGGACUUCCUCACCCAGAACAGUGCGAACCUGGACAAGCAGACGGUGAAGGGAAGCACGGCACUCCACUACUGCUGCCUGACGGACAACAGCGAGUGCCUCAAACUCCUGCUGAGGGGAAAGGCUUCCAUCGACAUUGCUAACGAGGUGGGCGAAACCCCACUGGACAUCGCGAAGCGUCUCAAGCACCUGCAGUGUGAGGAGCUGCUGAACCAGGCACUGGCGGGCAAGUUCAACGCGCACGUGCAUGUGGAGUAUGAGUGGCGGCUUCAGCACGAAGACCUGGACGAGAGCGAUGAAGAUCUGGACGAGAAGCCCAGCCCCUUGCGCCGAGAGGAGCGGCCGGUCAGCUGCUACACGCCGGCUGGGUCAGCGCUGCAGGCCGCGCCCUCCGGCCUACCCAAGGACAAACAAGAGCGCCGCUUCCUGCCCAGCGUGGUCACCAACGAGACGUACGGGACUGUCCUGAACAGCAACCCCCCCGCCGGCAUGCCCACGUCCUCUUUGGCCCCGCCGCUGCCACCCCGAAACCUGGCACAACUGGCUGGUCUCCAGGGUUCUCCAGUGUGGAAGCCUGGCUCCGUAGACCUGGCAGGCAGGCAGAGGUCCUCCUCGGAUCCGCCCAACAUGCACGCCCCUGUGCCGCCCAUGCGGGUCACCUCCGCCUCCCUCAUAGCACCAGCUGCCCCGCCUCCUCCUGUCGCUAAGACAACCGGUGUGAUGGAGGCCAUGAACGUGCACCCCAAACCGGGACAAGUGCUGGUGGGACAGAACAUCAACAGGACCACCGCCCCCAGCUCCGACAAAGGCGUCAGCAAGGGUCCACUGGUGCACUCGGACUCCAUUGAGAGACCAGGUAGAUGUCAAAGAAACUACUUGAACUCAAGGGAAGUUCCUGGAUCUCUUCAGAAUGCGACUGCUCAGGCCCUGCCUCCUGGACAAAUGCCCAGGAAAGUGUACCCGAAACAGAGGCCCAAGCGUGUGAAGGCCAUCUACAACUGUGUGGCAGACAAUCCCGACGAGCUGACCUUCACCGAGGGCGAGAUGAUAGUGGUGGACGGUGAGGAGGACCAGGAGUGGUGGCUGGGCCAUAUAGAGGGAGAGCCGCUGAGAAGAGGCGCGUUCCCCGUCACGUUUGUGCAAUUCAUGGCGGACUGAGAGUCGGAAACCCGAGCGGACCGCCCCCCAGCCUUGCUGCCUCUCCCCUCGCUAAGCUCCCUCGUCCUGGUCGCUUCACCGAAGGUUUAUGCCUGCACUGACACCUGCCACACCCAUAGCUUCCACCAGCCUGCAGCAGGGGGCGCCGUUGGACAGCCAUUCAUGCUACCUGUUCCUUCGCUCCUACCCACCAUCCCUAACACCUACUCACAUCGCUCCUCUGUUAUUGUACAAGUUUUUCUGGAAGUUUUAAGUUUUACUUUUUUUUUCUCUCUUUUUUUCUCCACUGGGGGGGGUGCGGAGAAGUGAGUGUAGUCAGCGCCUUUGAUGCAAUAACUGCGGUGUUAACUUUGCCUCUCCUGGCUGUAGUGCGGAGACGGAAUACACUGUAGAGAUGAAGACUCUGUUCACAGCACGCCAUUCCUCUCACUGUGGAAUGGAAGAUUCCGGAAGGCCCCUUUUUCACGUGUGGUGCUGUUUGUACCUAGCUGAGCAAACCUGUGAAUCCGGUCCUGCUCACGCGCGUUCCAUGUCGGGCAUGGUUGACGAGGACAGGUUGAAGGAAAACGGAGGAGGUUUGACUGUGUAGGGAGGCCGGCAGUAACCCGGGAGGUUGGCACCAGCCCUGCCUCCCCGUGGGGGUGCCCCGCUGUCCCCGUUUCCACCCACGUCGCCCCACUUUGGAACAUAUAAAUAGACUUUCUGCUGUUCACACCUGGGAAAGCUCUGGCCCUGUGCUACGUGCCUGAGUUUAGGUGGAGGGUGGGGGCAGGAUAAGAAGCAAAACUGUAGACCUAGUAUGUAAACCCAGUAUUUUGUGUGUGAGAGAAUUUCUAUUUUGUGAUGAAUGGCAGUUCAUGGAGUAAUUCAGAGAAAAAUGAAGGAGCCCUGUGAGGGACCAGGGCUUGGGGCUUGUGCUGUGACUCGCUGGCGGCACCCAGCAUCCUGCUGGCUCUUCCGCAGUUCAGGACAGGGUAGUGUAAAUGGUGGUCUCUCUCUGUGGUCUCGGUCUCACUCACUCACUUUAACAUGAAGCCUCGUAAAGUUGAACCUUUAGGUUCAUGUGGCCUAAAGUUCCCAUAGUUCCACGAGAUCUCCUUGUGUUUUUGAAGGAUGUUUUAUUAAUGUUGGGGAAUUCAUGUCUGACCAGCUUACAGGAUAUGUGGGACAGGAGCAAUGUCUCUCUCUCUCUCUCUCUCUCUCUCUCUCUCUCUCUCUCUCUCUCUCUCUCCUCAUUUCUCUGGAUCUAUUUCAGGGAAAAAUUGAUCCAUUCCUCAUAUCUAGUUAACAGACGUGGAGAUUGUAGAUGUAAUGUACAGGCAUACAUUUUAUGUGAUGGAGUUUUGAUGUGGUUGCAGAGCAACUCUAUAGAUUGUGUUAUAUAUAACAUUUAAUUAAACAAGACGCGUAGUCUCUGUUGAGCUCAACAUGGUGACCUGUAACAUUAGUAGCGAGAGGAAAUGUAAUUACUUUCUAGAAUAUUCCUCUGGCUUUUAACUCACUGGAAAUGAACAGAACCUGUCUGUAUGGGACUGUAAAUAAUUGAAGACUUAUGUGCCUAUUUAAUUGUAAACUGAAGAAAACAAAAAACAAAAGGAAAAAAAACCAUCUGUUUUGAUGUUGUGUAUCAAUCCAGGAUGCCCAUGUAGACCUUCAGAGAAAACUUAUAACCAAGACAAGGAAACCACUUAGAUUCACCCUCAUUUACUGUGUCCUGUUGACUCUAAUACUGUACAAAUAAAUGGAAAACUGGAAGUGAACCAAA